AUGGCACCAACAACAAGACUCAGAAAGCUGAAUUUGGUGCCGUGUUAUAUACCAAAAAAACUACGCUACCCCAAGACGGGGUGGGGGAAGAGUGUAAGAUUGAACACUUCCCACUUCCCACCCCCUAAGAAAACGAAGAAGACUCACAAUCACCAACGAGACGCGACGUUAUCAGGAUGCACCUCCGUGCACUUCGGUGUCACGCCUUAUCGGGACAAAAACUCAGAGAACAGCAACAAAACGAGAACUGUUUUCCCACUGGAAACACAAUCGCAAUUGACAAACGCACAGAGAGGUCUGCGAUGUCGAGAGGAAUUAGUGACACAAUUUCUGCUGUUGCUGUUUUCGUACCCAGAAAGAGAAAGAGUUCGCAAAAAUAAUGCCGUUCGACGAGCGGAUUUAUCUCGUUAUCUGCACUGCAAUCCAGUCUCGAUGCAGUCAAGAUUUUUGUGUCAGUGUUGCAAUGGAGAAAGCCCGCAGAGACAGAGUGUGCGAUACUGCGCGGGCGGGUGCGGCCGAUACCGGAACCGAGGGACUCUUCCUCUUGCAUAUUGCCAGGGCAGAAAAGAGAAAAACUGUGACACAUUAUGA
Huiozyma naganishii CBS 8797 is the source of this 591-nucleotide messenger RNA. RefSeq lists its product as uncharacterized. The transcript has a single exon. The record is from RefSeq and is a predicted model, not a curated record. The coding region runs from base 1 to 591 and encodes 196 amino acids. Lineage: Eukaryota; Fungi; Ascomycota; Saccharomycetes; Saccharomycetales; Saccharomycetaceae.